This is a messenger RNA of Spizellomyces punctatus DAOM BR117, 1165 nucleotides long. RefSeq lists its product as uncharacterized. Lineage: Eukaryota; Fungi; Chytridiomycota; Chytridiomycetes; Spizellomycetales; Spizellomycetaceae. The record is from RefSeq and is a predicted model, not a curated record. The coding region runs from base 467 to 1057 and encodes 196 amino acids. The transcript is spliced from 3 exons.
AAAGUUGAACGACAGCCGUAAGCUUACAAGUAAAGUAAAGGAAAAAAAACCGUUUCGACCAAACGAACAGCCAAAAAGAAGAAGACGAAAAAGAAAAACAGCCGACCUUGCUUUUUGGCAACACGAAGCGGAAUGGAAAAUUUCGAGUAAAAAAGCGUCGCGUUCCAAAUGCAAAAAACAACACAACGAAACGACGACGACGAGCAAAAGCUUUUUGACCACGGCGGGGGGGGGAGAACGUUGAAAGACAACGACGACGACGACGACUUACUGUUUGGAACGUUACGUUUCUUACACAUUUUUGCAAAGACAUCUCUCGGCAUUUGAACGCUUUUCCAAUCGGCUACACAUUGCCGGUGGGCUUUAUAUAGGCAAGCUAUUCCAUCAAAAAGGCCCCCGCAAGCUGACUUUGGCCUUUAGUCGUCGGGCUGAUUUUUACCGUUUAUUUACAAGUAUUGCGAACGCUAUGAAGUUGUUUACAGCCGCACUUUUCUUUGGCUUUCUUGCUGCUCCAUUGUCCAUUGCCCAGCCGUCACCCUCUCCUAGCUCUGCGGCACCCAAUACGUCUUCAUCCGUCUUACCGUCUCCGUCAACCACAACGUCGAUUCUCCCUAGACCCACAAAUGUCAACGGAACGGCGCCUCCAGCGGGAAAUGUGACCAUUCCUGCAGCUGGUAAUUGCGAUUUUCAGCGUCGAACAACUUGCUUCAAUGGAGCAACCGCCGACAGCUUGUGCGCGCAAAAGACACAGCUGACAACAGUCGCAAACUGCUUGAGACAGAUUCCCGGAUGUGAACUGGAAGCUACACAGAUUGCUGGUGCCGCUGCUCUCCCCGCUACGACCUGCGUGCAGAUGACACAAAAAGUUAUCUCAGCGGAAUCACCUGCAGCCCGUAACACUACCAAUCCUCUCCCACCAUCGCCUACAUCAAACCCUUUCGCCAAUCCCUCUACCGUGAAGCCCGCAGACUCAAAGACAAACUCUGGUGACACAGUUAGAAGCACCCUGAGCAUCAUUGGUGGAGCGGCUAUUAUGGGUGCCGCUGUGUUAUUGUAAAACUAGAUGGUAGUCUAUGUACCAGAUAGAUGACGAUUCCUGUACUAGUAAAAUGAUAUCGAGCCUCAUAAGGAUCUGCAGGAAGAGACAUUGUUGUCAGCUGCCAGG